AAUUGAUGUAACCACUCUGUACACGAAAAUGUUUUGUGGAACAAAACUCAGCUGUUUUGACAUCUUCAAUUAGACAAUAUUUUAUUUUAUAAUAAAUAGAGCAAAUUUGUGAAUUACUUGAAUAACUAAAUAAACUCUAAUUUAUUUCAAAAUGUCGCGGUUAUUGUUGACAAAUUUGAAGACUUGCCCAACCACACAUUUACUUUCUACGAUAAGUACAAAUACAUCAUACUUUACUCCAGGUCUGAAUCAUGUGGAGCGCCGGCAGGAGAUUCAUCUUACGUCAACAUGUAGUGAAAUACGAAAAUUAGCACGGUUGCGUGUAGUAGAUAAUAGUGAAAUUGGAAAACGGGCCAUGGCAGAAGGAAAACCACCAAGAUGUAUUCAUGUAUAUAAUAAGCGCUCUGUGGGUUAUAUUGGUGACAAAGUGCUUGUAGCCAUUAAAGGUCAAAUGAAGAAGGGAAUAUUGGUUGGAUUAAAGCAAAACCAGAAACUAAAGAUCCCGAAGUUUGACAGCAACAAUAUUGUACUAAUCGAUGACAAUGGCAGCCCUCUAGGUACACGCAUUCAUGUACCCAUUCCAACAGUUCUUCGUACCAUACUCAAAGAAAAAACACAAGCGAAAGGAGCGGAUUAUACAAAAGUUCUGGCUAUAGCAAGCAGAUUUGUUUAAAAAUGUGUCAAUAAAUUUAACCUACCUUCUUGUUAAUGAACAAAA
This is a messenger RNA of Bactrocera dorsalis (oriental fruit fly), 718 nucleotides long. RefSeq names its product 39S ribosomal protein L14, mitochondrial (gene mRpL14). The transcript has a single exon. Gene Ontology annotation, cellular component: ribosome; mitochondrion. Gene Ontology annotation, molecular function: structural constituent of ribosome. The coding region runs from base 152 to 673 and encodes 173 amino acids. NCBI's taxonomy places the organism in Eukaryota, Metazoa, Arthropoda, Insecta, Diptera, Tephritidae. Gene Ontology annotation, biological process: translation. The record is from RefSeq and is a predicted model, not a curated record.